AUGGUCGACGACAUCACCGCUCCCUCCACCGGUUUUGAGCUUGAAACUUACAGCAAUGUCUCGGCCAUCUUGAAGUCCCAGACCCCUGGUACGCACUACCUCAGCACUGCGAAGAUGGGCACCGAUGAUGGACGUAAGAACGGCACUUCCGUUGUUGAUACUAAUACCAAGGUUUACGGAGUGGAUGACCUGUUCAUUGUUGAUGCCAGUAUCCAUCCCGACCUCCCGACCGGUAACAUUCAAACCGCCGCGAUAGUGGUCGCUGAAGCCGCCGAAGAAAGAUUUUGUCUAAGUAAGUUGUUAUUACUGAAGAAAUACGGCAGAAGCGAAGUUGGAGAACCUGCGCAGUCGUGA
This is a messenger RNA of Penicillium egyptiacum, 354 nucleotides long. Lineage: Eukaryota; Fungi; Ascomycota; Eurotiomycetes; Eurotiales; Aspergillaceae. The record is from the annotation of a GenBank genome assembly.